AUGUCACAUUCAAGAGUACUAGUACCCAAGUCUAAGCAUAGUAGUAAUACCAACGGAUUUAAAACUAAACAAAUCAAACCAAGAGCUAAAAGAUCAAGAAAUGGUUGUUUUAGUUGUAAAAAACUAAAGAUUAAAUGUAAUGAAGAUAAACCAAUUUGUGAAUACUGUCUUCAAACCAAGAAGGAAUGUAUUUAUCCAGAUAAUGUUAAUGCAGGUGAACAGCAACAACAAUUGGUUAGUCUAAAUAAUAAACCUUUACAGAGAUUAAAUUCAGUUUCAUAUCAAUUGGAUGUAUCAAAAUUAGAAUUAAAAUUAUUAAAAUUUUAUAUUGAAUUUAGUGGUAAAUUUUUCGCUAUAGCAAUGAAUGAACGGUUUCAUAAAUUUUGGUGUGAUGAUAUUCCGAAAUUAUGGUGUUGUUCAGAUAUUAUCAAGAAUUCAAUAUAUUCAGUAAGUAGUGCAAAAUUAUUAUCAUGUUAUGAUCCAAUGGUUUAUGAAGAUGUUGUAUUCAAUAAUGAUGGGAUUGCAGAGUAUAAUAAUGCGGAUGGACAAUUAAAUCUAAAGAAAAUAUCAAUAGAUUAUAUGAAUAAAACUUUUGAAUUGAUUGAUUUAUAUCAAUUAAUGAUUGAUGAUUCAAAUUCUAAAAAUAUUUAUGAUGUUGAAGAUAUAAUGGGUCAAUUAUUAAUUGCUAAAAGAUUGGCUACAGGUACAAGGAUUUUAUUACCAGAACCAAAAUUGGGGAAUGAAAAAAUUAAGGAUUUUGCCAUUAUGAAUGUUAUGAAUGAAACUUAUAAAUUUUCCAAACAUUUCACAAAACAUGUACCAAUUUUAAAACUUUCAAAUAAAUAUUCAGAUCUUUUUGAGCCUGAAAUCAUACCGGAACUUGAUUAUAAUAUACUUUAUAGGAAAAUGGAAUUAAAUUUCAUAAAACAUUUGGAAGUAUAUGUUUUACAAAAUGUUGAUACAUUUGAUAUUAAAACAAUUUUAUACAAUACAGCUAUAUCAUAUUUAGAGAAUGGAUGUUAUAGUACAAUGUAUUAUAAAUAUCCAAUUGCAUUGUUUAAAUCCAUCAUUUACAUGUCUGGUGAUAUGGAUUUCAUCAAGUUGUUGGAAAAUGAAGAUCAUAUUUCAUUAAAAGUCUUGUAUUAUGCUUGUUGUUUAUGUUCAAUUUUCCAUUAUCAAUUAUAUGAACGGAGUGGGUUUUUCAUUGAGUUUAUAAAUUACUAUAAAGCUCAUUGUCAAAGACUGUUUGAUGGAUGGGAAGAUUCAAUUGACGAGAAUAUUUAUGGGUGGGUAUUGGGACGAACACAGAGUCGAUUCCCGUUUGAAUUGGAGCAUAUUCAAAGCGUUGGAGAGCCGAUUGGGGAGUAUUUGGUGAGUGGUAUUGAGGUGAUAAAAUAG
This is a messenger RNA of Hansenula anomala, 1398 nucleotides long. Its product is annotated as Zn(II)2Cys6 transcription factor domain-containing protein. Gene Ontology annotation, molecular function: DNA-binding transcription activator activity, RNA polymerase II-specific; zinc ion binding. Lineage: Eukaryota; Fungi; Ascomycota; Saccharomycetes; Phaffomycetales; Wickerhamomycetaceae. Gene Ontology annotation, biological process: regulation of transcription by RNA polymerase II. The transcript has a single exon. The record is from RefSeq and is a predicted model, not a curated record. Bases 1 to 1398 code for a protein of 465 amino acids.